GGUUCGUAUUCCUUGAUUGCUGGCAGGCUGGGUUCUUUUAGUCCCUGCAUCGGUAGCUUCUGCUCAUUUCUGUGGCUAAACCGGUGACUGACUUCAUUUGCAGCAGACGUGCAGCCUGAGCUGGGGGCGGCCGGGCCCAGAGGUAAGGAGCAGGAGGCCCACGCCCUGGGGAUGGCAGAGCGUCCCCCACAACAGCCUUUGGGAGCUGUGCCCGGUGCUCCUGGGCGUCCCCCCGCUCCUCCCCAGGGGCACAGCCAACGCUCUGUGGAGAAGCCUGAGGGGGCCUUGGGUAGAGCCCCGGCUGCGCCUCCUGGCGGCGCUGACCUGCAGCCCCGGGCAGCCCAGGCUGAGCCGAGGGAAGUCCAGCGGGGCGCUGUGCCCGAGGCCGUGGACACUGGCGUGCAGGAGCGGGUCCCUGUGCUGGAGCCCGCCAGGGCACCCGGGAGCCCAGAGCAGCAUGGUGCUGGAGACGUCCCCCGGCAGAGUCGGAAUGUUUUUGGUGGAGACUCCCACGAAAGGAAGAAGUCUGGAAAGGAGGAGGCAGCCACUGGCACAGACGCUCAGGAGGCAGAUGUGCUGGGGGUGGGGGCAGCAGUUGGGGCCCCUCAGGUAAAGUCCCAGCAAGCAAGCCAAGACCGGGCACCCGGAGGCCUGUCCAGCAGGUCGGGGGGAGCAGCCCUUCGGGCCCAAGCCGUGUUACGUCAGCCGGAACAACGGGCUGUCUCUGCCGGAGGGCAGGGAGGGCAGCAGGGCGGUCAUGAGGAGGCGAGGAAGGAGCACGUGCCUGCUCCCAGGGAGGACGCCGCCAUCCAAGAGCCCGAGCAAAGGCCGGACCCUGAGCUCGGGCCCAAACCAGCCAUGCUGGGGGAUCAGAAGCCAGACAACGCCAAACCCAACCGGGACCUGAAAGUCCAGGCCGGCUCUGACCUUCGGAGGAGACGGCGGGACGUGGCUCCUCGUGCAGAGGUGGGGCCGGCCCCAAAGGACGGGGUCAUCAUCAACUUCAACCCCCUGCCUGACGUGCAGGUCAAUGACCUCCGCAGCGCCCUGGAGACCCAGCUGCACCAGGCCGCGGGGGGCGCCCUGCGAGUGGUCCCAGGCCGACAGAUCAAACAGCUGCCCGGGGCCCUGGAGGAGCCCUGAGCCCCAUUAAGGCUCCCUGUCAGCCGGUGAACCUGGACCAUGGUGGGUGUGAAGUCCUGGAAGUCAGGCCCGGGGUGGAGUCUGGCAGCCCUCCAGCUGCACCCUGCUUUCCAACCGGCUUUGCUGUCCCUCUCUUCUCUUACACUUCCCGGUAACUCAGCUCCCUGAGGCCACCGGGAGAAAAGGUGGCCUCAAGGAGAAAUGGCCGCUCGCUGAGACCCAGGAAACGUGACCCGCCACCAGCCACACGGGUGUUGUUACCCUGAACUUUAUUGAUGUUCUCUGUGAGUGUCAUACAAAACCUGAGAAAAUGCUUCUGCCUUCACCCUUCUUCACAGCAAAUGCUGCUUCAAGUCUCAGAGGCUGGGCGGGCCUGUGAGUCCAAAUGCUUCUGCCCUAGAGCUCUGCUCUGCAUACUCUGGUCUCCCAAUCGAGUGGUUGUGAGAUUUAAAAAGUAAAACACACCACUGACCUCUGGUUAGUGCGGCUGGUGCGGAGGUGAAUCACCCAGAGGACCCCGCACCACAGACAUAAGCCAUGACCGUCAGACCCCAGUGACACGUGCUCGGAGCCUCAGCUGGGUGCCAGACCCACAGGUGUCGGGGUGGGAGUACACAGCAGCUUCUCCCGAGUCUGCACCCCUGGCAGCUGCUCAUCUGUUGAGAGGGUUGUGGUGUUCCGUGCUGUACUUUGUUCUCAAGGGGCAGAAAGGCCGAUGGUCACCCCGACCCGAGGCUGGUCAGCAGGUGACCCGGCAAGUAUGCCAGGCUCUCCUGCUGCGAGCCCGGGGCCUUCGCCUGCUUUGUGCUGUGUGUGCCUCGCUCCCCUCUGGGGGUAGGGGCAGCUCCGGACCCUGCCCCGAGGGGUCCAUGGGUGGGCCACUCGUUGACCACUGGCCAGGGGUGCCCAGGGCAUGUGGCAGCUCCAGCCUCGGCCUCAGGUCACUCUCUUCCCCUGCGCCUUCUGAAAUGGCUUUUAUUGUUUACUGUAAUUUCUGUCAUCUUGAAGACUCGAAAUGAGUAAUAAAAGGAGUGGAAUCUUCUGGAGGC
Messenger RNA from Physeter macrocephalus (sperm whale), 2192 nucleotides. Its product is annotated as putative sodium-coupled neutral amino acid transporter 10. The transcript has a single exon. NCBI's taxonomy places the organism in Eukaryota, Metazoa, Chordata, Mammalia, Artiodactyla, Physeteridae. Bases 172 to 1143 code for a protein of 323 amino acids. The record is from RefSeq and is a predicted model, not a curated record.